Molecule: messenger RNA, 1673 nt
Organism: Esox lucius (northern pike)
Lineage: Eukaryota; Metazoa; Chordata; Actinopteri; Esociformes; Esocidae
Product: butyrophilin subfamily 1 member A1
Exons: 13
Coding region: 46-1539 (497 amino acids)
Molecular function (GO): protein binding
Source: RefSeq, a predicted model, not a curated record
CUUUCAUUUUCACUCUCCGUACCGUCUCCCUGAAAUAACGGAAUAAUGGUGACUGGACGAGAUAGUCUGUUUGUGAGUCUGCUGAUUCUCCUCCACAGUUUAACCUCUGAGUCUGCAAAGUUUGAAGUUCUUGGUCCAACUGAACCCAUUGUUGCUGUGGCUGGUGAUGACAUCAUUCUGCCCUGUUACCUCAAACCCAACAUCAGUGUUGAGGACAUGACAGUGGACUGGCGUAACCUUGACUUCGUAAAUGAUCCUGUCUAUCUAUACCAAAACGGCAAAAUCAUCUUAGAGGAUCAAAAUCCCUCCUACAGAGGAAGAACAUCACUGUUUAAAGAGGAACUAUGGAGGGGAAACACCUCUUUAAAACUGACCAGGGUACAAGGGAAUGAUGAGGGACUUUAUGAAUGCUUAAUUAAGUCACCAAGCUGGUAUGAAGAUGUACAAAUUCAAGUCUUUGUCAAAGCUGUAGGAUCCAGACCAGUAGUGUCCAUUGAAGGACACAGAGAGGGAGGGAUGGGUCUGGUGUGUCAAUCUGAAGGCUGGCACCCUGAACCUGAUCUGGUGUGGCUGGACAGUAAAGGAGUCAAUCUCUCUGCUGAAACUUCUGAGACACACAGAGACUUGAAGGGAUUCUACACAAUCAAACGACAUGUCAUUGUCCAGGAGACUGACACCAACCGCUUUACCUGCAGAGUCCUACAGAGACGAAUCAAUGAGGAGGUGGAGACAGAGGUUCACAUCCCUAGUGAGUUGUUUGAUUACACAACUCCAUGGAGACUGUCCUUCCUUGUGUCAUUCCCUUUGGGAGUCAUCUGUGUGAUUGGGUUAGCUCUGACUGUCUACUGGAUACAUAAAAAGAAAGAACAACAGAGAUCUUUGCUGGAUGACCUCAGGAGGGACUAUGAUGUCCUCAGUAGGGACUAUGAUGUCCUCAGUAGGGACUAUGGACAACAGAGCUCUGUGCUGGAUGACCUCAGGAAGUAUGUUUUUGAAGCCAUCAGAAGACAUGCAGUGGAUGUGACUCUAGAUCCUGAUACUGCACAUCCCAACCUCAUCCUGUCUGAUGACGGGAAACAAGUGAGACGUGGAGACAUAGACCAGAAUCUCCCUGACAACCCAAAGAGGUUUACAUAUUAUCCCUGGGUCCUGGGUAAGGAGGGCUUCUCCUCAGGGAGAUUCUACUAUGAGGUUCAGGUGAAGGAGAAGACUAAGUGGACUAUGGGAGUGGCCAGAGAGUCAGUCUACAGGAAGGGGAUGAUUACACAGAGUCCUGGAAAUGGAUACUGGACUGUGUGGCUGUGGGAUGGAGAGUAUCAGGCUCUCACUGACACCCCUGUCACCCUCCCUCUGAGAGAGGAGCCCCAGAAGGUGGGGGUGUUUGUGGAUUAUGAGGAGGGACAGGUCUCCUUCUUCAAUGUGGAGGCCAGGAGUCACAUCUACUCUUUCACUGGUCAAAACUUCAAUGAGAAACUCUAUCCUUACUUCUACACUUAUCACAACCCACUGGUCAUCUGUCCUCUACAUCUUACUGACUGACUGUUUUAAAUCAGACAACCAGAAAUCAGACAGACAAUCAGAAAUCCAGGAUGGAGAACAGUUGGCAAGAAUAUGAAAUAUGAGAACAUUUAUGUGAGACCGUUGAUGUUUCUAGUACCCAUACUAUGUGAUUU